Dicentrarchus labrax (European seabass) is the source of this 6644-nucleotide messenger RNA. It is a transcript of the gene inpp5f, whose product is annotated as inositol polyphosphate-5-phosphatase F. The coding region runs from base 318 to 3764 and encodes 1148 amino acids. The transcript is spliced from 20 exons. Gene Ontology annotation, cellular component: early endosome; clathrin-coated endocytic vesicle. The record is from RefSeq and is a predicted model, not a curated record. Gene Ontology annotation, biological process: regulation of endocytic recycling; phosphatidylinositol dephosphorylation. Gene Ontology annotation, molecular function: phosphatidylinositol-4-phosphate phosphatase activity. NCBI's taxonomy places the organism in Eukaryota, Metazoa, Chordata, Actinopteri, Moronidae.
CACACACACACACACACACACACUGCUGCUGCUCACUCGUUGAUGUGUGUAUUUUAUCUUUAAUUAUCUCUCCGGUAUGCGCGCGCCAAGGGACGCUUCUCCACCAGGAAGUGAAUGAGAUUAUCAGCAUGCGCAGAAGUGGAAUAAACAAACCCGACGCGCAUCCAGCUGCUGCUAGCGAGCUAGGUAGGCUAGCCGCUGUAGCUAACCGUAGCUAGCCAGUCGACCGAGACGGUGGACGCCGCUGGUUCUUCACCUGUACCUGGCUGCCACGGCCGGUUAGUCACCUGCUUUAUUGUGUAACGUAAAGGGACAAAAUGGAGCUGUUCCAAGCCAAAGACGACUACAUCCUCCAGAGCGGGGACCGAGCUCUGUGGUGCAGCCGAAAAGACGGGACCAUGACGGUCAGACCUGCGACAGACCUGUUGUUGGCUUGGAACCCAGUGUGUUUGGGUUUGGUAGAAGGUGUGAUUGGAAAGAUACAGCUUCACACAGAUCUUCCUCUGGGCCUCGUAUUAAUCCGCCAGAAAGCACUCGUGGGCCAUUUACCAGGCAAUCACAAAGUCUACAAGAUCACCAAGAUAGCUGUCAUUCCUCUGUCUGACGAAGAGCCUCAGGAGCUCGAGCUGGAGCUUUGCAAGAAGCAUCACUUUGGAAUCGACAAACCAGAGAAACUGGCCCAGUCUCCCGAUGAGUCAAAGUUCUUGAUGAAAACUUUCAGCCAGAUCAAGUCUAACGUGGGUGUGCCCAUCAAGAAAAAGUAUUCCCCUGCCUUCCAGGUCAAGGAAAACAAAGAGAAGGAACGUCUGGAGAGGCGGCUGCUGGAUGAGCUGUAUAAGGUAUUCAUGGACUCGGACUCCUUCUACUACAGCAUGACCUACGACCUGACGAACAGUGUGCAGCGUCAGGGAGACUCGGAUAAAUCCAGUUUACCGCUAUGGAAACAGGUGGAUGACCGUUUCUUCUGGAAUAAACACAUGAUCCAAGACCUUAUUGACCUGCAGGUGCCAGAGGUGGACUUCUGGGUGAUCCCAAUCAUCCAGGGGUUUGUACAGGUGGAGGAACUGGUGGUGAACUACAACGAGACAUCCGACGAGGAAAGGAGCAGCCCUGAGACCCCACCACAGGAGGUCACCUGUGUUGAUGACAUCCAUCCCCGUUUCACCGUGGCCCUGAUCUCCAGACGUAGCCGCCACCGCGCAGGGAUGCGGUACAAACGCAGAGGAGUGGAUACCGAUGGCCAUGUGGCUAACUAUGUGGAGACAGAGCAGUUGAUCCAUGUGCACAGCCACACUCUGUCCUUUGUGCAGACCCGUGGCUCUGUGCCUGUCUUCUGGAGCCAGGCGGGGUACCGUUACAAUCCCCGGCCACGCUUAGAGAAAGGAGAAAAGGAGACCAUGUCUUACUUUUCUGCUCACUUUGAAGAACAGCUGAAACUCUACAAGACACAGGUCAUCAUUAACUUAGUGGAUCAAGGUGGACGAGAGAAGAUCAUUGGCGACGCGUAUCUGAAGCAGGUCUUGCUCUACAACAACCCAAAUCUCACAUAUGUUUCAUUUGACUUCCACGAACACUGCCGAGGUAUGAAGUUCGAGAAUGUACAAAUACUGACAGACGCCAUCUCUGACAUCAUCACUGACAUGAAGUGGGCCUGGGUGGAUCAGGCCGGAGUUAUCUGCAAGCAGGAGGGCAUCUUCAGAGUCAACUGUAUGGACUGUCUUGACAGGACCAACGUGGUGCAGGCUGCUAUUGCUCGGGUGGUGAUGGAGCAACAGCUGAAGAAACUGGGUGUGAUGCCUCCAGAGCAGCCUCUGCCCCUCAAAUGCUACAGGAUUUAUCAGAUCAUGUGGGCCAACAAUGGAGACACCAUCAGCAGACAGUACGCAGGCACAGCAGCGCUCAAGGGAGAUUUCACCAGGACGGGGGAGAGGAGACUGGCUGGUGUGAUGAAGGAUGGCGUGAACUCAGCCAACCGCUACUAUCUGAACCGCUUUAGGGAUGCUUACAGACAAUCAGUCAUUGACCUAAUGAUGGGCCUGCCUGUGACGGAGGACCUCUACUCCAUCUUCAGUAAGGAGAAGGAGCAUGAAGAGAAAGAGAAGGAGAGCCAGAGGGGAGCACAGGAGCAGGUCAGCCUCCUGCUGCAAACCUACAUGCAGCUUUUGCUGCCUGAUGACGAGAAGUUUCACGGAGGUUGGGCCCUCAUCAAUUGUGACAUGAGCCUCGUUGAUGCAAACAACAAAGACGUGGAUGUGCUUCUGCUUCUGUCUGACAAAGCUUAUUACAUUGCUUACUAUGACGAAGAAGCAGAUAAAGUCAACCAGUACCAGCGCCUCAAUUUAGAGGGUUUGGAAAAGAUCGAAAUCGGUCCAGAGCCGACGCUGUUUGGGAAGCCAAAGUUCUGCUGCAUGCGUUUGCAUUACAGGAAUGAAGAGACGAGUGGAUACUUUCACACGCUCAGAGCAGCAACACGAAAUCCUGAAGAUGACGGAAAAGACACAUUACAAUGCAUAGCUGAGAUGCUUCGCAUAACUAAACAGGCUACAGGACUGGAUCUGCUUGUAGUUGAAAAGAAGCUGGAGAGGCGGCAGAGUAAACCUCAUGAGGAUAUAAUGGGCAUCCAGAACAAACCUGCUGACCAGGGCCAGGGGAGCUCUGGUCUGGCGCAGGGCAAAAGUUUCCUCCUCAACAAAUUCUCCUCUCUCAAUCAGAAAGUGAAACAGACCAAGACGAACGUGAACAUCGGCCCCUUCAAGCCCCUCGGGAAGCUGGGUAACUUCUCUAAGCCUGAUGUAAAAGUCAAUUUCCUGAAGCCAACUAUGCAUGUCAACCUGUGGAAGUCGGACAGCAGCUUGGAAACGUCCGAUAACAACCCGGGAACGGGAGUUCUAAAAGAUAUUGGUGACGUGCACUCUGAAAUCUCUGACGACUCUGACUCCUAUAAUUCUGACCCAGAGCACCCGUGUUCUGGGUCUUUAGAAAACGUGGACUAUGUGCUGCCCAGCUGCGGCAUUGUAGCAUCAAACCCACGACUGGGCAGCCGCUCCCAGUCGAUUGGUAGCGUGGAGCUAAAUAUCCCCUCUGUUAUUCGGGUCACUGGGUGUGACGGGAAGCAGGAAAGUCCCUCUCAAGUCAAUGAUGACAAGUCCCCCGGGGCCGCCUCGGUGGCUGAAGAAGCCAUCCUGAUUGACUUUGGUACUCCUAUUGAUGCCUACUGCCACCAGUUUGUCCAGGAUGCACAGACCAAACCCGUUGAGGUGUUUGGAGAGCAGCCGCCUGCUGCCGUCCCCCCACUCAAUCCCGUCGUGCCUGUGCAGAACAAGACCCCAGCAGACUCAGACAAGCAGCCAAGCUCCAAUCCGCAGCAUCAGGAGGAGGACGAGGAGGAGGAGGAGCCCCAGCUCCCCAGACCGUCCCAGCUAGACGUUGAGUCCACUACCUCCAGUUCCAACCUCCUCACCGUCCAGAAGCCCAGCUCCGCGGCCUCAGGAGGCUCUCAGAGGAGUCUGGGUUCACAGAUUGAAGGCAGCCUCGGCCCGUCACCUGCCGACAGCAACGGCAGCCGAGUGGUGUCCCCCUUUGCCAAGAUCAGGAGCUCCAUGGUCCAGGUGGCCAGCUUCACCCAGGCGGGCCUCACCCAGGGCAUCAACUUUGCUGUGGCGAAGGUACAGAAGAGCCCGGAGCCAGAUACUGUUAACGAAGCCCAAGAGAACGAGCUGAAGGCAAUGUUUACACAGUGCCAGACCAGGAUCAUUCAGAUCUAGUGCUUUCCUUGUAGCAGGAUUUUGUAGUCGUACAUCGUGUAGAAACUUCCUGUAUGGUAGCAGUAGCAGCAGCUUGCACAUAGCGUCACUACUCGGCCAAGAAACGCGCUCUUAAAUUUCCCCGAUUAGUUAAGGCUGCCCACGUUAAUGAUGACUCUUGUACAGAACUUACAGUUAAGCCCAACAUGACAGUGACCAUGUUUACAUGCACAUAACCAUGGAUUCCCUUAGAGACAUCCAACUCACAUCCCUUUUGCCAUGCAACCUUGCACGCUGAUAGAAAUGUCAGUCCUCUCCUUUUAUGGUUUAAUAUUUCCUCACUAUUGAAAUUGCAAUAAUGGCGGUACCGUAACAUUUCUGAUACUUAUGUCUCAAGAGUAGUGGUAUAAAAAUAGGAAAUGUUCAAGUAUUUGAGGAGUCAGUUAUAAUCCCCAACUGUUCUCUGUUGAACAUUUGAUUGAAAUGAGUGUAUGUACUUUAAAGUCUUAAAUGACUCCAGAAAUAAUACUGCUAUCUGUUAAAUCGUUCUUAAAGUACAGUUUUCUUGUCAGAUUUAAAGGAUAUUCUCAUUAUAAUUACCUUUACAGAUACAUAACUAAGCUAUUUAAGUUUUUAAGACGUUUAAACUCACGUACUUCCAGCGUGAUAUGCAGAGUAUUUGUGCAUGUAAACAUGUCACUAUCUUUAGUUUAAACAAAAAAUAAGAAAAGAGACGUUAUUUUUACCCACAAUGCUUGCAUGUGAGGUUAACGAUAACAGCUGAUAUCGACAAGACAGGUAAACAUUAGCUGCAUGUUGAAAGACCAACUCUGACUUUAUCAUGUACUGUAUGUCAUCAUGUAUACGUGCGGGUCACUCGUUGGCGUUUUGUGAUAUAGACCUCGUAAUAACCUUCAAUUUGUAACAGUUGUUGUAGAAUCCAACCAAAUAUCUUUUGUGAUUCCCCCUCGAAAGGGACAAGUCCAUGUUAACUAUUACCCUUUGUAUAGCUGUCAGAAAACUAGCCAGACGACAUACCGUACGUAGUUAUAUCCUAUGUAAUAUCAAUGUUAAGUGUAACUUAGAAGAUAUGCCGUUAAUGAAACAAAGACUACACGAGACUUUUAGUAAGAGUAUCCCCCGGUUGUCGAUAUGUACAGUGAGUAUUGUAAUGUUUAUCCGUUCCCUGAGUAGAGCUUUCCCCUUAAGCUUUUUUGUAUUGAUGGUAGGGUGGCAGCUCCAUAUGUUCAAGAGAGGUAUAAGCAUUAUAUUUUGAAAAAGAACACCCAGUACUGUCAUUGCUAAUCAUGAAUAACCAGAAAACUACUGGUUGGAGUUGUUUUUUUUGAUAGAUAUUAUGUACUGAAAUAACUAUUCUGCUAACGGUCGUAAUAAUUAACUAAUGAGGGUUUUGUUUGAGUCCUCCCAGCCAGCGUUGUACAGUGACGUUGCAUGUUUGACAAAGACAGGAGAGUAGCAUAUAGUAGGUAUAUAUGCAAUUGCACCCACCCAAUUAUUAGAAACACUGACGCUUUAUGCACUCCCCAAACUGAAAGCAUAUUUGCCUUAACAGGGAAUUGAAGUGGGAUUAUGUAUAUCAGGUAUUUAUGGCAAAAUCUACCUUUUUAAGUCCAUUAUAACAUGUUACAUUUGGUGUACUGUAUAAAAGAUCAUAUUCAGGGUUACUGUACGUCAUCGAGCUCUAUCUUGGGAUAUUUCAUCGACUGGCACAUACACUCUCGAUGGAAAUGAGCAGGUUUGUGUGUGUGUGUGGUGUGUUGGCUGUGUGUGUGCGCGCGUGUGUGUGUGCUGUACAGUAUGUGAGUGUGUGUCUGCACAUCCCUGCUGCUGCUUGGUGUUUAGGACUCUAGAUAUAUUUAUGUGCUAUGAAGCCGUAAACAUUAUAUUGAAAAAAAAUUUUUAAUGACCUCAAGAAGUGAGGUUUUGCCUCAUUAGUCACUCGUUAAACUUGACCACUGUUAUUCAGUGUAAAUCUCCUGACCAUGUUACAGUCCUCCGGAAGAAAUAAAGAGCCAAGGCCACUUCAUCCCACUGCUGUGUGUCGUUAGGACAAAUAAUAAUAAUAAUCUGGUUUGCUUCGAGCUGAAAUAUCCCAAGAUAAACUGUCACAUUUCAUUUUUUAGUUACAUUUGCCUGUUUUCUUUCUUCAGCUUGCUCACCAGCAGAUACGAUGUGGGAUCCGUGUAUAUUUUAUCUGACUAUAAUUGUGUUAAGUGAGACUGUGGGCUGCUUUGCGGGUGCUACAUUAUAUAGUCACUGAACCUGCUGAUAGCGUGUGGCGCUGCCAAAAGCUUUACGGUAAUAGCUGCAAUGCAAAGUUUUAAUGCAGACGGUAAAAAAGGUGGUUGUUGUUUUGUUUUUUGUUUUUAAACUUCCUUCAGGAUUGCAAACACUGGAGCAGUUCUCACGCAGAGCAUAAACUUUAAUUCUGUCCUCAACUGGCUGUAUGAAGCUGAAAGGAACAGUAAUCCUCAACAUUCCUGAUAGACCACAACGCUAAAGUGUUGGUGUCUGGUUUUUAUAUGCAAAAGCUGGCAGUUAUGUUUGAUCCUCUUAUUUGCUGGGUGAGAUUUUUUUUCUCCUGUCCCUUUUUGUUUACAGCAAGUGCUUUUUGCAACCACUUCUUUUCAUUUGUUUUCUGUGGUUGUCCUCCCGCCUCCUCCUGCCCGCCCACCUCCCUUCCUCCCAUUAGGACCCUAGACCAUAACACAUUAUUAUGCGACUAGAGGUCUUAAAGCUUUUGAUUUGCACUGUUCAAGCACAUUUUCUAGCCAUUCCAUCUGAAUGUUUGUGGUCAUAUCUCUCCUCUUUACCAACUGUCAUUGUUUUCCACAGUGUACUGAGAUUGUAUUGUAUAUUAAAGUAUCCUAUUUAUUCUUA